CGAUCUUCACUCUUCUGCUACAUCGCGCGCUCUCUCUCUCUCCCCUCCCAUCAUCUCUGUAUCGCUCACUGAUCCCACAGUGUAGUAAAGCGGAUAGGCAAGCUUAACAAACAGCGGAAUCUUUUCAGAACAGACAUCGACAGAGCUCAGAGCUCAUCAUUUCCUAGCCCCUGUUCCCUGCGACAAGUGAAUUUCAAGCCAGGCUUAAAUACUGCAGCAUCAGGACGCUUAUGUGUGAAGUCCGCAGUCACAGUCACAUCUGGUUCAGCAAUCACACCUGAUCCACAGCAUAAUCUGGCCUGUGGAAGAGAAGGAGAAUACACUGCCAAUAACAGAAAGGAGUAACAUCAGAUUUGACGGAAAAGCUGUCCAUCAACUUAAACUCAAUGUUAAAGAUGCAUCAUGCAGCAUUGCAGCUAUAUCAAACCUGAAAGGGAAAUGAGAAAAUGAGGAAAAACCAUGACAACCCUACAGCUUUGACAGCCCAGGAACAACUCCAUGUGUGAAGAAUAUUUUGCAUACUUUCACUUACAAAUCCAGCUUCCACUUUGUUUUUAAACACCCCCGUCCUUCAUCUCCCAUUAUGAAGAGUAAAUUGACUGCACUCCCUCGCUGUACCACUUUCCUCUUAUUUUCCUUUUUCUUGAUCUUAUGCCAGCCAGCAUUGGUCAGAGGUGACUGCUGGCUCAUCGAGGGGGAUAAGGGUUAUGUGUGGUUGGCAAUCUGCAGCCAGAACCAACCACCAUAUGAGACAAUCCCCCAGCACAUCAACAACACAGUACAUGACUUGCGGCUUAAUGAGAACAAGAUCAAAGCCAUUUUUUUCACCUCCCUGAGUCGCUUCACAAACCUGACUGACCUCAAUCUCACCAAGAAUGAGAUCUCCUACAUCGAAGAUGGUGCUUUUGCAAGUCAGGCAAAUCUGCAGGUGCUGCAACUCGGAUAUAACAAGCUUACCAACCUGACUGAAGGCAUGAUGCGAGGUCUGGGACGCAUGCAGUGUCUUUUCUUGCAGCACAACUUGAUAGAGGUCAUUGCCACUAAUACAUUCUGGGAAUGCCCCAGUCUCAGCAACCUGGACCUGUCAUCGAACAAACUGGCCAGGUUGGACCCAUCCACCUUCACAGUUUUGGGCAGACUGAUGGGAUGUGAGCUUGCAGGAAACCCUUUCCAUUGCGGCUGUGAGCUUUACAGCUUUCUCACCUGGUUGGAGGCCUUUAAUAAUGUCACGCACACUUAUGAUCGCCUUCAAUGUGAGACCCCACGAGAGCUGUAUGGUUAUCCGUUGCUAAGUCCUGUUGGAAGUCGUGGGCGCAGUGCCCGUUAUUAUCUCUUCUCAUUGUGCCGAGGUGGGACGCUGAUUCCUGGCAUGACUUCCCUGCCACCCGACCCUGAAGUCUCAGGCAUGGAACCUGACACAUUGGACCCCUUCCAGCCAACAACUUCUUCGGAAAAUGCAUUUAGCCCCAGCAUCAAACUGCAACAUGUGUCUCUCUCCUCUGCGUCUCUUCUUAUUCGGAUUCCGAAUCCGUACAGCAAAAUGUACAUCCUCGUGCAGUACAAUCAGAGCUUUGUGUCAGAUGUGAUGAACUUGAAGAAUAAAAAGGAACUGAUCACACUCGAUAAACUUAAACCAAACACCAAUUACACAUUUUGUGUGGCCUCCAUACGGAACUCGCAGCGUUACAACCAUACAUGUUUAUACUUUUCCAGCCGAGCUCCUAACCCAGAUGACCUGAUGCCCCCACCUUCCACCACCACUCAUUACAUCAUGACCAUAGUGGGCUGCCUCUUUGGAAUGCUCAUUGUGCUCGGCCUUGUCUACUACUGCUUGCGAAGACGCCGUAGACAAGAAGAGAAAGAGAAAUCCAUCUGUGUAAAGAAAACCAUACUGGAAAUGCGCUACGGACCAGAGGUGGCAGCUGCGGUUGCAAACGAUCCCGCAGCUGUUCAAAAACUCCACGAGCAGAGCCAUCAUCAGCAUCACCAUGGCAAACUAGCCAUGUCCUCCUCUUCCAGCUCCGCCAUGCUUGGCCACGGAUCGGCCAAUACUAGCUCGUCACGCCUGUCCUCCAUCCCUCAAGUAGAAAAGAUGGCUACUGCCUUCUCUGAAGCCAUGGCCACUAAAGGAAACUACAUGGACAUUAGGACAUCUGCUAUUGGAGAUGACAGGGGGAGAGAUGGAGCUGUGGUACAUAGUUUGCGAGAGGAAGACUUCAGGGAGGAUGAUGAAAGUGACCUGGGUGAUGAUUCUGACGACGACGGGCGAGGAUCAGCUUCAGAGAUUUCGACCAUUGCCAUGGAAGUGGACAAAGUCAACCAGAUAAUCAACAACUGCAUUGAUGCACUCAAAUUGGACUGUGUUGCAGCAUCUAGCACUUCUACCACAACAAGUGGUCCCACAUCUCCCCCACCUACCUCCAGCUCCUCCUUGAUCAGAGGUCUCAUUCCCACUUCUAUUAGCAUCAAUGAUACAUGCCAAAUCCUGCCAUCCCCAAAAAUCCCUGCUCCACCUCCACUUCCCUUCACAGCUCCCCUUUCGGAAAGACCUGGGAUCACAGGGGGCGGCUUUAUGUCACCGCCAUACCGGCCUCCUCCCCCAGCGACCGCAGUAAGGCCCAUUCAAAGACAAAUGAGUGCGGACGCGGCCGUAAUUGUCUCCAAUUCCAAGAGGCACUGCCGCCCAUCCAGUGGGAAAGGAGGUCGUGUUUACAGCCUGGAUGUUCCAGAGCCUCUUAGCCCAGACCCCUGCCAAUAUACAGACAAGGGCAGCCCUGUGGGUUGUGGUGAGCCCCUGGAGAGGAUCCCAUUAGUAUGCGGCGGUGGAGGUGGGGGCUGUAACAUGGAUGGCGAUAUUGUAGAUGGAAUGGCCCUACAGCAGCACCUAGAGGUGCACCCUGACUACCACUGUGCGGAACAUCGUCACUCCGUCCCCGCUCUUUACUACGAGGGCUCUCAUGACUCCCCGGCUCAGAGGGUCUCUUUCCUGAAGCCUUUGUCGCGCACCAAAAGAGACGCUGCCUCUUACUCUCAGCUCUCUCCCAGACACCAAAAUUACUCUGGGUACUCCUCUAGUCCAGAGUACUCCUCUGAGAGCACAUUGCGGAUCUGGGAGCGCUUCCGUCCCAACCGAAAGGGCCCACGUGAAGAAUCCUGUUACGUCACGGCGGGAAACGCCCUGCGUAAAAAAGUCCAGUUUGCCAAGGGGGAGGACUUGCAUGACAUCCUUGAUUACUGGAAGGGUGUGUCAGCACAGCAGAAGCUGUAAUGUGCGGAACUGCACGGAUACACAUCGCAGGUCUCCUUCACUGCCUGAUUAACCGGAAGUGCAACUGUAGCGAGGAUGUUCGGUUAAAGCUGCAGUGUGCAAGAUAAAGUUGUGUAUGUCAGAGCUUGAGGACAAGUUGCUUUAAUCUGAUUUUGUACUGCAUGAGUCAUCGGCGAGCCAGAAAGAGAGUAAGAGAGCCUGAUAACAGACUAAAAACAUCAGAUCACAUUCACAGAGGUCUAAUUUUAGAUUGAAUAGUUUUCAUAUUAGUGAAGAUGGCAUGUCAGUGUUAAACAAAGUUUUACUCAUAAACUAAUUUAUUGUUCACAUCAACAGUAACACCAUGAGUCUUAGCCUGAGAUCUAUCUGUUUAUACUCUCCCUCAAAUCACAAGGCAUUACAUUUGUUUGCCAUUGUUGUACGUCCCAGUAAGCAAAUGAGUGUAUAUGUGUGUAUGUGUGUUUAGGGUAAAACGAUGUGCUGAUUUUCCUCAAACCUGUCAAAAACAGUCUCCCCCAUCCGUAUUCCACAAACUAUGUGAAGGGCAGCCAAAUUUACAUUUCAAUAGCAAUCCUAAUGUGAAAAAUAGAACAGAGGGAAAGAAAAUAUUUUAAAAUAAAAACAGAAGAAACUCCCAGGGGAGCUUUUGGAAUAGGCAGAUGUGUUUGCAGCCGCUUGCAGGGCACUGCAGAAGGGCAUAAAUAGUGCAUGGGGCGCUCGAGAAAAUAGUCUAGAUUUAUCAGGGUCAGUGAAAAGGCAUAGAUGGGUUUGAAGCUCAGUCCUCUCUCUCAUGCAUUAUUUUAUCAGAGGUUACCUUGUCACAUGUGUCACAGCAGGAGCACAAUGUUGGCAGCACAGGUUUAUGUAUUUGGUUCUUUUGGUCCAGGGUCAAUCUGUUUAGUUCAUUAAUUGGCUUUUGGAAGCCUGUUGCUGACAGCUGAGACACCAAACAUGCAAAAUGACCUAGACUCAGUUGUGGCUGUUUAAAAAUGAAACUAUAUGAGUCUUUUUAAUAGCUGGGUCUUAUUUAUUUUUCAUAAUAAUAUAGUAAUUUCCUGAAUGAAUACAUAUUUUGUCUCUUAUGAGAAUUUAUAUAGAAUUUAUAUAGUUUCUUCUGAUGCUCUACAUAGCACUUCAAUUUAAAUAUAGAUUUAAAUAUUAUACCAUAAUGUAAUAUUAAUGUUGUGAUUUAUUGUAAAAAUUACCAAUAUUAUUAACUGCAGCACUUUUAUUAGCCAUAAUUUAAUUUGUGUCUGGUUAGAUUAGACUAACUAAUUGGCAAUUAACCAAGGCUAUAUCAUUUACUGAUGUGGGAUAAGCAGCAAAGACCUCCAAUUUGAUUAAAAGAGAUCAAUCUCUCCUCAUCUCUCAGCAAACACAUUCAACCUACAGUUUCAUGGACCAAUAAACCAAAUAAUUAGAUUAGUGGCACUGUGGGAAAAUAUACAUGCGUUUUCAGUGCCCUCUCACAAGUCUGAAAUGACAGUUGGGGCAUCCAAAAGGCAAAUAAAAUGGAAUUAAUGGUGUUUACUUUGUAAUGAAAUGUAAAUCUGAAAUCCCUCCUUUAAUACACGGCAUAACUUUGACCUCAUGCCUUUGAGGAUGUUCACAGCACUGUGUUAUGAGCAGGUUAGCUUGAUUUGACAACCGGGGAAGCCUUUUUCAAAAGAGAAAAUCCUUUUACAUAUGGGGUUUUUAAAGGACCGCUGUGUUCCACAUCAGGUAUUUUUGUGCCUUCAGUAAUAGGGUCCAUUGUUUGCAGGAAUCAAGCGUUCAAGUUUUUGUCUUUUUUUGUUCAUAUUCUGUUCAUAUCUCAUCGAGGGCUUUUAUUGUAAAAUGCAUGUUCAUGUUCCAUCAUAUCCCUAGAUUAGAUCAAGUUUUUAUUGUAAAAACAUUACAGUGCCUGCCAACAUUAGACAUACACUCAGGCAUGAUGUCACUUUGCGCUCUCCUUGUGGGUUUUUUUAAGAUUUCAGUCCAUGAUAUCUUAUUUAGUUUGACAUGGAUGUUUUAGUCAGGAAUCAGGUGAUACAAUGUUGAAUGCUAAUUUACAGGAAUCUUGAUGGUUCAAAUACGAGGGACCAGCAGCAGCUAUAACACAUUGAGUACAGUGUAUUUUGACAUUACAUACAGAUCAUUUACAGUAGAGUGAACCCUAACUGGACAAACCGUUCUGGGGAAACUGAAAUGGACCCGUGAAAGACUGCUACCGGAGGCUUACUGUGACACACUCCUUACUGAACUGGAUUUUAAAACCCUUUGGAUUGAUCUUAAGGAACGAAACACACACUCCCCAUCAAGACUGUUUGUUUUUAUAACAGAACAAUGUGAUGCCCAGAUACUGUAUGUGUUUUUAGAUAUGGUUUUUAUCGUGCCUCUGAUUUACAAAAGCAUCAAAUGUAAAGAGAAAAGAAAAAUGCUCUCGUGUACAAAUGCUUGCCAUUCAUUUUUGCUAUUAACUGAAGGUUGGCUUAACAAGAGAGAAUUAAGGAAUCAGUGGGCAUGGCACCUUUAUGAGGUUUUCUGUUAUAUUUGAAUUGUUUAAGAAAAUGUAUAGUUAAUGUUUUCUUUAUAGUUCUUUGCUGGAGGAGUAAUAUUUUCUUCUCUCUGUUGUCCUGCUCAAGGGCCAUCUCACAAUCUUAUUUCACAUUCAAUUAAUGUUUCCCAUUCGUACAGUCUUAACAAACAAACCUAUUUAUUUCAAGUUAAGGUCUAAGAUCUUUUGUAUUAUCAGACCUUAAUGACUCCCUGUAUUAUAGUCUUCAACUGGCUUUAUUUGGUUAUAAUCUACUCGCUGUUUCUUUAAUUUGCCUAUAAAUCUUUGCUUGACAAAUCAACCCAGCUCAAACAAAGGACAGGUUUGUUAACUAAUUCGUUUGCUUUUUAAAAAUAUUAAUUUUAAAGGUAAUGGUAUUUUCUUCCCAUGUUAACUUGAUGGCAGUGAGUGGUUAGGGUCAGAGUUUUAUUUCUGCUCAUUUCCAGAAGUUGAAUAAUGCAUGUUUGUCUCUUACUCUGAAUCCUUUGCUGAAGUGUUUCAUGAAUUUCCUGCUUUACGAUUCACUGUCAACAUGAUUUUAUGUUAUAAAUUCAACAUUUAAUCAUG
This is a messenger RNA of Triplophysa dalaica, 6371 nucleotides long. RefSeq names its product protein phosphatase 1 regulatory subunit 29. The coding region runs from base 584 to 3268 and encodes 894 amino acids. Gene Ontology annotation, molecular function: protein binding. Lineage: Eukaryota; Metazoa; Chordata; Actinopteri; Cypriniformes; Nemacheilidae. The record is from RefSeq and is a predicted model, not a curated record. Gene Ontology annotation, cellular component: plasma membrane. The transcript is spliced from 3 exons.